Messenger RNA from Erigeron canadensis, 531 nucleotides. RefSeq lists its product as uncharacterized. The coding region runs from base 1 to 531 and encodes 176 amino acids. The transcript has a single exon. The record is from RefSeq and is a predicted model, not a curated record. Lineage: Eukaryota; Viridiplantae; Streptophyta; Magnoliopsida; Asterales; Asteraceae.
AUGUUUUCAGCUAGGGAAGUUUGGGACACUAUUCGGCUAAGAUCUGAAGAAGUUAAUUGGGUAGAUAGCGUGUGGUUCCCUCAAUGCAUUCCACGACAUGCUUUCCAUAUGUGGCUGUUAUUAAGGAAGAAACUCAAGACUCACGAAAACAUGAGAUGUUGGGAUGUGGGAGGUGCUGCUACUAAUCAUAAUCUUCUUGUUUGUUCUUUGUGUAAAGCAGGGCCUGAUUCACAUGAGCAUAUGUUCUUUGGAUGCGCGUACUCUUCUCAAGUAUGGCACUUGGUUCGAGACCUCCCGGGUAUGGCUAAUAUAUCAAGUAACUGGAGCGACAUUAUGAAUUGGUUGGAAUCAAAUUCAAAAUCGAAGUCAGCUAGUGCAAUUAUUGGGAAGAUUUGUGUUGCUGCUACGGCGUACUAUAUAUGGCAGGAAAGGAAUCAACGAACAUUUGCAAACAAAGUAAGGACUGCAGCUCAAUUACAAGAUAUUAUUGUUCAAACAAUACGCUAUAGGAUGGUCUCGUUAAGGUUUUAA